Messenger RNA from Dichomitus squalens LYAD-421 SS1, 687 nucleotides. RefSeq lists its product as uncharacterized. The transcript is spliced from 4 exons. The record is from RefSeq and is a predicted model, not a curated record. The coding region runs from base 1 to 687 and encodes 228 amino acids. NCBI's taxonomy places the organism in Eukaryota, Fungi, Basidiomycota, Agaricomycetes, Polyporales, Polyporaceae.
AUGCCUGAAGAGGGACACACUGUCACAUGUUUGAGCGUUCAGCGUGUCGCUCUCGCCCUCGCCUCGCCCUACCAUACCGCCAUGAUUGCACUGAGGCGCCUAUUCUGCUGCUCCAGCCACCUCCCUAGCUCGCCGAACGUUCUUGGAACGCUGUCCAAUGAGGGGCCGGAGUCCGAUGGCGUGACGGACUCCGUCGGGACCAUGGAAGAUGAUCCGAUCUCAUCUUCGUCUUCGGAAAAGGACGUGAGGGGACUGGAUCUACAGGAAGUAAGCUCCCGCUCUGUGUGGCCCUCGCAAGUCACGCAAAUGUACACACUGCAUCUGAAACGGGCAGCCCGUGCCACCGUCCUGCGCCGCUCCCGGAAGUACGCCUGGAUCCUGGACGUCUCACACCCUUCGCAACCGGGAAUAAGACGGAGCUUAGGCCAACUUGGCUAUCGACGCACUUCGCAGCAUAGCGUAGGCUUCUUUGGGCAGUAUCCCCGCAGUGGGAGUAGCAUGGGUCUUACCCCCUCUCACUUUGCAGAUACGUUUUGUGGAUUUUCCGCUACGCGCGGACGAAGUCGAACGACGACUUGGAGCCAUGUAUAUGUCCAAGAGAUUGCCGCAGAGCAGCUCGGGGGGGAGUGGAAAGCAGGGGUCGCACGGAGCUGCGGUAAGAAGGCGGAGACAUUUUGGACCUCAUGA